AUGGCAGAGGCAGUUUUCCGUCCCCCAAGGAGGAAAAGAAGAGUGUAUGAGAGCUGUGAGUCUCCACUGCCGAUCCCUUUCGGUCAGGACUGUGGUCCUCAGAAGGACUUUAGAAUAUUCCGGGCCGAGAUGAUAAACAACAAUGUGAUUGUGAGGAACGCAGAAGAUAUGGAACAGCUCUAUGGGAAGGGUUAUUUUGGAAAAGGUAUCCUGUCCAGAAGCCGUCCAAACUUCACAAUUUCAGAUCCUAAGCUGGUUGCUAAAUGGAAAGAUAUGAAGACAGACAUGCCUGUAAUCACGUCAAAAAGGUAUCAGCGUAGAGUGGAAUGGGCCACAAACCUCAUGCGAAGACAAGGCCAGGAUGAGAGCACAGUGCGUAGACUCCUUGAGGAUUACACAAAGCCCCUUCAGCAUCUUUGUCUGCAAAGGAAUGAAGAGGUCCAGUUGUGUAAUGAGCUGAACUCUGAAAUGGUCUCCAAAAUGGAAGGCACAGCAGAUAGAGAGAAACUUUCUGCCAUGAAUGAGGUUGCAGGAAAGUCACAUGAUCUGGAGGAUCCCAGCAAGCGAUCAGACCACCCGCAGGAGGGCUCCAGGCCUGACCUGAUACCUACCCACGGCUCGGGUGAACACGUGGCGGAGGUCACCGCUCCUCUGCCCCACGUGCACUGGAGCAAACAGGCUGUUCUUCUCCCGCCCUCUGGCGCUCAGCCUGGGGACAGCAGCCAACAAGCGGGUCUGGUCCCGGCCAGCGAGAGAGGGCCUGAGCAUCACUGCGUGCUGGUGGAGGAAGUCGUGUGUGACGUGAGUGAGAGGGAAGACGCCUCAGGUGGGGACUUGUCGCCAAAAAAGAGACUGAUAUGCAGGAGAAAUCCAUUUAGGAUCUUUGAGUACUUGCAGCUCAGCCUGGAAGAGGCUUUCUUCCUGGUCUAUGCUCUAGGAUGUCUAAGUAUUUACUAUGAGAAGGAGCCUUUAACGAUUGUGAAGCUCUGGAACGCCUUCCGCGUAGUUCAGCCUACGUUCAGGACUACGUACAUGGCGUACCAUCACUUCCGAAGCAAGGGCUGGGUGCCCAAACCGGGACUUAAGUACGGAACAGAUUUGCUGUUGUAUCGAAAAGGCCCUCCAUUUUACCACGCAAGUUACUCUGUCAUCAUCGAGCUGGUGGAUGACCGUUUUGAGGGCUCUCCUCGCAGACCUCUCAGCUGGCGGUCCCUGGCUGCCCUGAGCAGAGUUUCAGUCAGUGUCUCCAAGGAAUUUAUGCUGUGCUAUUUGAUUAAACCCUCCACCAUGACUGACAAAGAAAUGGAGUCACCAGAAUGUAUGAAACAAAUUAAAGUUCAGGAGGUGAUUCUAAGCCGUUGGGUUUCUUCACGGGAGAGGAGCGAUCAAGACGAACUUUAA
This is a messenger RNA of Lipotes vexillifer (Yangtze River dolphin), 1401 nucleotides long. RefSeq names its product tRNA splicing endonuclease subunit 2 (gene TSEN2). Gene Ontology annotation, biological process: tRNA splicing, via endonucleolytic cleavage and ligation; tRNA-type intron splice site recognition and cleavage. The record is from RefSeq and is a predicted model, not a curated record. Lineage: Eukaryota; Metazoa; Chordata; Mammalia; Artiodactyla; Lipotidae. Bases 1 to 1401 code for a protein of 466 amino acids. Gene Ontology annotation, molecular function: nucleic acid binding; tRNA-intron lyase activity. Gene Ontology annotation, cellular component: cytoplasm; tRNA-intron endonuclease complex. The transcript has 11 exons.